This is a messenger RNA of Anolis sagrei ordinatus, 2666 nucleotides long. RefSeq names its product zinc finger protein 668 (gene ZNF668). The record is from RefSeq and is a predicted model, not a curated record. Lineage: Eukaryota; Metazoa; Chordata; Lepidosauria; Squamata; Anolidae. Gene Ontology annotation, biological process: negative regulation of transcription by RNA polymerase II. Gene Ontology annotation, molecular function: DNA-binding transcription repressor activity, RNA polymerase II-specific; RNA polymerase II cis-regulatory region sequence-specific DNA binding.
UUCUGUCCCCUCCUUUUAUUCAGCCCCUUUCUUUAGCUCUCCCGGGGUUCCAUUUGGACAAGCAGCUCUUCUCUUUCGCCUGGCAAUAAACCAUGGAUUGGAUUCUGAAUUAACCCUUCUGGGUCCUAGCGCCCGCCCGUUGCGAUGGAGAGGCAGAAGAAAGGCAGAGCCAAUAGACAAAGGAAAAGGAAGGCAGAGUCCUCUUCCAAAAUGGCUGAGGCAGGGGAAGAAGACUUUAAUGUGAAGAUAAAGCUGGAAGAGGAGGAGGAUGCUGGCUACGUCCGGUCGGGUCGGCGCUAUAAGUGCCUGACUUGCAGCAAGACCUUCCCCAGCGUCCCCCGAGUGUUACGUCACUUGGAGUCUCAUGCAGCCAAUACUGGUGACAGCUUGGCUAGCAAACUCACUUGCCCCAGUUGCCGAAAAGAGUUUCCAGACCGCAGCCAGCUCCGCAAGCACCAGCUGAGCCACCAGCCGGAGCGGCCCUACCAGUGCGAGCUGUGCGCCAAGGCCUACAAAACGGCCCCCGAGCUGCGCAACCAUGGCCGCAGCCACAGUGGAGAGAAGCCGUUUGUGUGUCGUGAGUGUGGCAAGGCCUUCAUGCAACCAGUCUGUCUGCGCGUCCACAUGGCCCGGCACACGGGGGACCUACCCUUCCGUUGCCAGCAGUGCCACAAGGGGUAUGGCACUCUCUCCAAGCUGAAGAUCCACCAGCGCUCUCACACUGGUGAGAAGCCAUAUUCCUGUGGUGAGUGUGGUAAGCGUUUUGCCGACCCCUCGGUCUUCCGAAAGCACCGCCGCACCCACGCUGGCUUGCGUCCGUACCAGUGUGAGGUUUGCCGCAAGACCUACGCCGAGCUCAAAGACCUCAAGAACCAUGAGCGCUCGCACACUGGCGAAAGGCCUUUCCUGUGUCAGGAUUGUGGGAAGGCCUUCUCCCGAUCUUCUUCCCUUGCCUGCCACCAGCGCAUUCAUGCUGCCCACAAGCCCUACCGCUGCAACCUCUGUGGCAAAGGCUUUACCCAGCUGUCCUCCUUCCAGAGCCACCAGCGCACGCACUCGGGGGAGAAGCCCUUCCUCUGUCCACAGUGUGGGCGCAUGUUCAGCGACCCCUCCAGCUUCCGUCGGCACCAGCGGGCACACCAGGGCUUCAAGCCUUACACCUGCGACAAGUGCGGCAAGGCCUUCCGCCAGCCGGCCGACCUGGCCAUGCACCAGCGCAUCCACACGGGAGAAAGGCCUCAUAAGUGCCCCCAGUGCGACAAGAGCUUUGUGGCCUCAUGGGACCUCAAACGCCACUUGCUGGUUCACUCAGGGCAGCGCCCCCACCAGUGUGGGGAGUGUGGCAAGAGCUUUGCCGAGCGAGCCAGCCUCACCAAACACUACCGCGUCCACUCCGGCGAGCGGCCCUUCAAGUGUGGCCAAUGCGGCAAGGCCUUUGUUGUCUCCUCCAGCCUCAGGAAACACGAGCGCACCCAUGCCAACGAGAAUAAUAACGAUGACAAAUCUGCCCCCCUCGACCAACCCCAAGAUCCCCCUGCCGACAGUGACCCUUCUACCAUUGUUGUGGCCACUGUGGUGCCUGCUUGUGGGGAGUGUGGGGAGACGUUUUCUUCUACCCAAGACCUGCGCCGCCACGAGCGGCUGCUCCAUCCUGGCUUGCGGCCCUUUCCAUGCCCAGAAUGCGGCAAAGGUUUCUCCGACCGGGCCGGUCUGCGUAAACACGAGCGGAUCCAUUCGGGGGUCCGGCCCCACGCCUGCCCACACUGUUCUAAAGCCUUCCUGGGUGCCUCUGAUCUACGCAAGCACCUCAAGACCCACGUGGCCCAAGAAAACAGGGCUCCCGAUGACACCAUAGUAACAGCUACUAUCAUGACCUAUGAGCCACUGCUCUCUGCGCACAUCCACCAGCAUUCCCAUGAUGAGCAGGUGGAAGCUGAGAAGGAGCCGCCCUCAGCCUGUCUUCCCGAAGCUCUCACCGAACCCUCUUAAGGUCUCACCACUGUCUGCAGUUUCCGUACAUUUGACUGUGAGACAUCAAGGUGGUUUGCUUCUUUCAAGGCACACUUGCCUUUCCAGCAGUUGCCUCCUCCCACAUUAUGUGCUGUGGGGUCUCCAUUGGUGCCUCCCCCUUGGAAUAUGGCUCUUCCUACCCCCAUCUCUAUCAUUUCUCGUUGGGGCACAUUUGUUUCAUAAGACCCACUUCUUAACUCGGAUCCCCAUUUGCUAGAUUGGCUGCAACAAAUAUGCAAAACUUCAGACAAAAAAAACAAACAAGCUGGGCGAACUACAUUUUUUAAAAAUUGACCUGGCACCUCAUUGGUCAAUGAGGGGGCUCGAAGUAUUGAGUGUGUACUUGUGUUUGUGUGUAAGUGUGUGCAUGUCCAUAUGUAUGCUUCUGCCGUCUGCUGGCCGUUAUACCUCCUGCAGUAGGGCAAGUGUGCAUCUCGUGAUUUAUUGGUUAAAAGAAUGAAUGCUGUGUGUGGUUUUAGGGGAUACAAACAGAGGAUAAAAUUGGAAAGGGGAGGGAAUGGGAAUCUCCCCACUACACAUCCUUUCCUUAUACAGACAGUUAUCUCUCUGGAUCUGUCUCAUGCUGCAUCUGGUUGUAUAAACAGAAUGGAAUUUUUUAAAACCUUGUUUUUUUAUUAAAAAAUUAAACACUUGCA